CCUCCCUGGGUCCCGCAGCACCUGCUCCUGUUGGGAAGCUGUAAGCACACCUGUUAGGGCACAGGCCCCACCCCCCUGGAGCCUAGCCGCCCCUAGGAAGGGUGGGGCUGGUUGCCAAGGUGCCAAGGCCUCAGGUAGCAGCUAUCUUGGGUUGCGGAUCCGGAAGCAGGAAGUAGCCUGUGUUCUCAGGACCUGGCAACUGGCUGACUGGGGGAGCCUGGAGGCUGGCUGGAGCUGAGAUGGCCUUGGCAGAAGACCUGGAGAAGGAGCUGGAGACCACGGCCCAGGAAGUGCUGGGGAAACUGAGGAGCCGUCAGCUGUUCCAGUCCAGGUGGGACACUGCUGCCUUCAUCAUCUUUCUCAUCUUCCUUGGCACUGUGUUGCUGCUGCUGCUGCUUGUUUGCAUCCACUGCUGCUGCUAUAGCUGCUGCAGCCGCCGCACCUCCAGAUCCCAGAAGGUGAGCCCCGAUCAGGAACACCGCAGGGGUGUGGAUAACUUGGCCCUGGAACCUUAACACACCGAGCCCCCCAGCCCCUCUGCCCGUGUGUCCUGCUGGGCAACAGGAACAAUGCCUUGUUUGUCCAGAA
Acinonyx jubatus (cheetah) is the source of this 588-nucleotide messenger RNA. It is a transcript of the gene SMIM22, whose product is annotated as small integral membrane protein 22. Gene Ontology annotation, biological process: regulation of cell population proliferation. The record is from RefSeq and is a predicted model, not a curated record. Lineage: Eukaryota; Metazoa; Chordata; Mammalia; Carnivora; Felidae. The transcript is spliced from 4 exons. Bases 240 to 515 code for a protein of 91 amino acids.